Polypterus senegalus (gray bichir) is the source of this 6061-nucleotide messenger RNA. RefSeq names its product semaphorin 7A (gene sema7a). The coding region runs from base 77 to 1948 and encodes 623 amino acids. The record is from RefSeq and is a predicted model, not a curated record. The transcript is spliced from 14 exons. Gene Ontology annotation, biological process: integrin-mediated signaling pathway; positive regulation of macrophage cytokine production; negative regulation of axon extension involved in axon guidance. Lineage: Eukaryota; Metazoa; Chordata; Cladistia; Polypteriformes; Polypteridae. Gene Ontology annotation, molecular function: chemorepellent activity; semaphorin receptor binding; integrin binding.
AAGGCUGGAGACGCGGAAGGCAGGGUACAAGACUCUUUAGCGAGGGCCGCUAUUCCUUUAGUUCUUUAAUGCAGCGAUGACUUCGGCAGGGCUGUGGUGCUGCGUCCUUGUGAUUUGCUCGGUUAUCGUCCCGGAUUACACUUCUGUCAUUCCUCGGCUCAUCGAGAAGAUUCACGAUGAAGCCCGCAGAUUCAGCUUCCCAAAAAACUCUUCUCACAUCAUUCUGCUGCAGUAUAACCAGAGCCAACUUUAUGUGGCAGGAGAACAGUUCCUUGUGUCCAUAAAUCUCCAGACAAACAAAACCAAUAAGGAAUUUGAGUUGACUGUUAAGGAGGACAACAAAGAGAAUCAACACAAGACAUGUUUAACUGCCCUAAAAAAGAAGGGAGACUCGAAGCUUCUGUGCUGGAUAGAUCAGGGAAUCCCAUACUGCAAAGAAGAGGACAGAGAAUACGUAGCCAAUGGCAUGUCUUUAAAAUGUGGGGCUCACGGUUCUGUGAUGCUUUUUGCAGAGACUGAAACUUAUGCGGCAGCGCCCCUGUAUCCAUCAGGACAAAAUCUCCAGUUUAGGAAGAUUAGAAAUAACCGUAUGGUGGUCUGGAUGUAUGAUACCUGGGUUUCAGAGCCCACUUUUAUUCAGGCCUCAUGGAUCAAGAAGAAAGGAGAUCCAGGUCAAGACAAGAUUUACACAUUCUUUCGAGAAAAGAACACUGAUAAGAGUCCUGAUGCAGACCCCUGGAUAUCGCGUGUUGCUCAAGUCUGUAAGAAUGAUGAAGGGGGGUCCGAAACUGUCUUACAGAACAUUUGGUCAUCAUUCCUGAAGGCCCGGCUUAUGUGUGGAAUUCCAUCAGACUCCAUUUACUUCAACAGACUGCAUGAUGUCUUUGUGGUUGAAGCUGAUAACUGGAUGGAAUCCAAAGUGUAUGGUCUCUUCUCCAGCAGCUGGAAUUCUACAGCUGUAUGUGUUUACUCAGUGGGUCAAAUCGAAAAAAUCUUUCAAACUUCAAAAUUUAAAGGCUAUGAUGGACCCAUUCCUUCUCAAAGACCUGGCUCUUGUGUAGAAAACAGUAAGUUGCUCUCAGAUGAUGUGCUGAACCUUCUAAAGAGCCACCCAGAAAUAGAAGACCGUGUGUUCCCCAUUAAAUCUGACAGGCCUUUGCUGAUUAGCCAGAAGAUGUACAGCAAGAUUGUGGUGGAUCGAGUGACUGGGGCACAUGAGAAGGUUUAUAACGUUCUGCUUCUAGCUACUGGUGAUGGCAAAAUCCAUAAAAUCACAGACAUUGAUGACAAGCCUUUCAUUAUAGCAGAAAUUCAUCCCAUUAAUGAAGUUGCCAGUGUUCUGUCAAUGUCCCUGGACAGCAACGCCAAAAGGCUUUUUGUGGCUUAUUCGAGUCAGGUGGUUGAAGUGAACCUAGAGACAUGCUCAAGCUAUAGUGAAAGCUGUCAGGACUGUGUGCUGGCCCGGGAUCCCUAUUGUGCUUGGGAUGGCAGGACCUCCCUCAGUGCCACCAGUGCCAUCAGUGGAAAGCAUGUCAUUCAGAGUGUAGAGAAAGGAGACAUUGGUGUGUGCUUCAAAGGCAACCGGCGUAGACGUGACACCAGCAUCUCACCAUCAACAUCCAGCAAAGUAAUCAGCAUAACUGUUCCCAAUUCCAUCCCCUACUUCUUGUCUUGUCCCUUAACAUCAUACCAUGCCAAGUACUUCUGGAAACAUGAAAAUGGAAGCAAUGUGGAAUGUAAGCGCACUGAAUCGGAGUGCCUGUACCUAAUACGGAAAAUGCAGAGCCAAGACUACGGAAAUUAUGAAUGCAUUUCUGUAGAGAAAGACUACACGAAAACUCUUGUUAGGUACAACCUGAAGGAAAGCAGUGGAAGCCCGAUGCUAUCCUGCAGUGUGCUCAUGACCAUGUGGGCUGUGGUGUUUGUGUCGCUGCCGAUCAGCUACUAGAACUUUUAAAUGCAGCUGGAUGCUUGAGAUCAGCUCCUUUCUGCUUGUUGACUGCAUAGCUUUUGAAGUAUGGACAACGUGAAGAGCCACUGUGCUUGAGAUGAGCAUCAAGUGAUAUUCCACCUCAAUGCUUUCUUACUUCUUUGCACUUUAUACCGGCACAGCUUUCUUAACAACUUCAUGACUCCGAGUGUGAGAGGAGUCUUCACUUCACAUCACACAGAGGUAAAAUGAGGCACAUGGGCACUUUUGUGUUGUUGGCAGUAGUGAAUGCUGUUUGCAGUCUAUUUGGUCAAAACACUGCAAACUAUAGAGGAGACACUUAGGGUAAUAAUGCAAUUAAUUUAGCGUUGAGUCAUGAAAUUCAGUAGACUGACUUAGCGCCAAGUUCACUGUACUGUGAAAGCAUCAGCAGCUCAGUCGAUCUAUACGAGGGUGCAUAACAUCUCUCGAACGCAGGCCAACUUCAUCAUAUAAUAAAUGCGGACAGGCUGUUAGUUGUUCUUCAAGUAUUUUCUUUGUGUUUAGGAAUGGAGGUUAGAGAAUAUGGUAGACUUUUUAACAAAGUGAGAAAUGAAGGGAGGACCAUUUUCAUGUUUGUCUUGGAAUAUACAUUAUUUUAUUUUGUUUGGUAGGGGUUUGUACGUAAACAGAAAAAACGAGGUGUUGUGUUUUUUGUUGGACUGAAGGGCUCAUAGAGUACGUUGUGGCCUCUUUCUUUGCUUUCUGUUUUUCCUUAAGGUGGCGCUGUUUCCAGAUAGCCAGUGAAUCACCUUUCAGUGGAGCUCACAGAGUGCAUCCAUUACUUAUUGGCAGAAUGGUUGAUGAGGAGCAGGAGCAAAAUAUCAUGAUAACACACGCAACUGAUGAUGACUAAAAGGAAAGGAGUCCAAAUGCAGCCCUUGGAUAGACCACCUUGAGCAAGCGACUGCUGCUGCAUGUUUUCACUUACUCAGAGAUUAAAAUAAUGUCUCUGUGGUGGCUGAACAACUGCUCCACCAAGUGUCUCUCCUGUGGAAGACUCAACUCCUUUUAGAACUGGUGGUUGAGUUAUCCACCUAAGACGGAUCACCAUUAGGGGUAUAAACACCCCAUGUUAAAAUCAGGUAUAAACAUUCAGUUAUUGCGUCAAUUUUUAAUUACAUUUGUCAAUCAGAACUCCUGUAAAGAUCACACAUCGUUUAGUUGUGAAAUUUCUUUAAUGACAAAAACUUUAAACUGAAAAGACUAUGAAAUGGAGUACUGUGAGGAGAUGGAGCUUUAUAUCAUCUGUAUGGUUUUAUUUAAGUUCACAUAAUUAUAUUUAGUGUCGAUAACUGGUCAAAAUGACCAUUUAACAUUAUAUUUUGAAAGCAGCAUACAUUUAUGACAUAAUGUGUAAAAUAAGAGUUAUAUUCCGUGUGCAUCUAACACUGUAAUCGCCUCGAGAGCUGAGGUAUUGUCGUAUGAACUCAGAAAUGAGUGCAUUGCUUGACGCCUUUAAACGCACAUGUAGUUGUUGUAGCUUAUCAUAAAAUGGCAGCUGGACAAGAAGGAAUCUGUGACCCAUUGGGUGCCUUCUAUCAGCCCACUAGCUCUUCUCAGGUACUGAAGCAUUUUCUAUUACAUACGCUUGCUAAGAGGCCAUAUAACAUAUGAGGAAGACCAAAGCUCCUAUUUACUUGGAUUUUACUUUUGUAGUUAUGUUUUUUCCUCAUACUUUAUUUAUAAGUGUGCAUUUGUGUUUGUUUCUAGUGAUGUGCAUUGACAAUAUUAUUUAUGAAAUGCCACCUUUGGUAUUGCUGCUCUUGUCUCCUGAGUGCUGUGAAGUCAGGAGGCUGCAGUAGUUUGUUGUAUGCAGUGCAGCUUGAGUAGAAGUGAAGUGUCUCCAUUAUGCAUUGUGUACGUAUUUCAGGAUAUGCCACUUCCUCCGGACCAUCAACAACUGCAGUGUUACAAAGUGUUUUAGGGGGGAUACGAGAUUACAAAAUUCCAGUAUUUAAAUGAACUAGUAGGCACGAUAAAAUUAAAUGAAGAAAUACAAUACUGGCAAGACAAUAGGAAAAAUACUUCAGGCAUAAAACACACCACAGUAUUUAACAAGAGAUAAAAACAUUUGAAUCACAACUUAAAGUGAAACAGUGAAGUCAAUGAGGCUUUGGUAGAGCAGAGUUAAAAGUCCGUCCAUCCAUCACACCAGCCAUUUUGCUUUACCAAAGCCUAACCUGGCCAGUGUCAGCCACAAGGACAUGUUCACAAUUUUGAGUCGGCUUUAGUCGGAGAAACAAUCAUACAGACACGGACAGAACAUACGGACUGUACACAGAUGGUGUUUAGACUAUAUGUCGCCUGCUAGGGGCUUCUUGGAUCCAGUUAUCCAAAGUCACAUUGUUAGAUGAAUAGGCAAUGACAACCUAAAGGACCCGUCUGUUGAGCUAACAGUCUUUAAGAAUAAUUCCUUUUUUCUGGAGAUUAUUUUUCGUGUUUAUCUCCAUCAUUCACAUGUUGGCUGCUGUUAUCUUCUGGAUUCCUCAGCGGCUCUGUGGUUGAUCUCUUUCACUUUUUGCUGCUCUAUUGCACCAUGUGCAGCACAGCAACAAGUGUCAACUCUUCUAAAUAGAGUAAACAGGCAGAGUGCUGUUCAUCCAUCAUCAGGUGUGAAGUAUGAUGCAUUUGUCCAUUGAGACAGCAUAGUCAAGUGAAGAAAGCGUGCCAUUCCGUAUCUCCAGAGUGUCCAUCUAUCAAGACCCUAAGCCCACACUGUUCUUAAUACAACGGGUUGAAGCACACUUCAACCUGCUGAAGUUCCAAAUCAUGUCCUUAAUGUCUGCAGCUCUUUGUACCCCACAUAACAAAUCCGACUGGACAAUGCGUCACGGUCGUCUCGUUUCCAAACAUGUAGUCACGUGCUUAUCCCAUAAAGUGUGAAAUAGCUGGCCCUCUGGAGCAGCCCCUCUUUUGUUUCAAGACUAGCACAUGGCCUGGCAGCUUACUGAUGAUGCACUUUUAACUUCCUUUGUAUUAUUUAUUAUAUUUUAUAUGUGUGUGUCCUAACAUCUCUAAAAUCCUGCUAACUGUUUAAGUUAUCAUUAAACUUGGCUCUUGGACCAAUGUCUUCUGAGAAUUGUCAUUUCUUUGAAUGUAAAUAUAGGAAAACACGUUACCUGCAUUUAAGAAAAUGAGAGAAGAGACGCACAAGGUGUGAAAGUCUGCAGAGAGCUCCUGGUCAUUUUAGGUGUAUGAUGGGAGCAGCAAGCUAGUGGGGUUAGGCUCCCAUUACUCCCAUCAAGUGUGCUCAUGUGAUGAAUUCUGCGUGUUCAUUUAUUCAUUUCUGUUUUAAUAUUUGCUUUUCAAUCUCAGUGUUAGAAUUUAGAUUUAUUUAUUAUUUAGAUUUCAAUUUGCUCCCAAGGGUACAUUGAAUAAUAUACAUUUCUUUAACCAGUUAAAUCCAACUUAGUGUUGCAGACAGGCCAGAGCCUAUCCCAGUGUAAUAUGUCCAUAUGUACACAAUGUGGCGCAUGUCAGAUGAAGCGACUCACUCACAGUCACGUAGAAAAUCAGCAGUGGGGAUGGAGGAAGAUACGCCUGGGAUUUUAUAAAGCGCUUUUCCAGAAUGCUUUAAACGUCCAGUAAAACAGUUGUGAGUUUAUUUCACUGUGAGGAUCACUGAGUGAAGUGACUUGCUUGCAGUUAUACAGAGUGGCAUCAGGAGGGACUUCACAGGCUUAAGCCCCCUACACAUUGUGCCAAUCUCCUGAUUAUUUUUUCUCCCUCCCAAAAGUGUAUUUCUUUAACUAAUGUUGAACCCUAAGGGGGUAGCAGUCCUACGACCUUUGCAACAUUACAGUAUAUUUAUAUCAUCUACUGUAUAUGGUCAUAGAAAUCUGCCAUAUGAAGAAUAAAUGUUCAACACUCACAGUGAAUUAAACAGUACAUAAUGGACUUCCAGCAAGUGAAAAUGUGAACCCUGUGAGCCGAUACUGAUCAACCUAAUGGCAGGUAGGACACCUGAGUAAACAGCCAGAAUUUAGAAAACCUGUACCUGUUUUCUUUAAGUCAACAGAGCGUAAAUGUUUAAACUCUGGACCAUUUCAAAUACAGUGUAAAUAAACUCUUGUGUAUCUUUUUAAAUGA